CAUAAUAUAAAUUUCGGGAUAAAUUUAUAUUAUUUAAAAGAAAAUGUCAAAGCUAGGAGAUUUUCCUGCGCUUGGAGCCGGGGAAGAGAAGAAGGUACAAGCACAAAAGCCUCAGAGCACUCCAACUAACGGUACUGAAGAAGCAAAGGCAGCUAGCAGUGGUACCGAUAAGCCAAAAGCUAAACUCAAGCUCGGAAGCAAAACUUUUGCGGCUAGGAAUUUCACUCCGAAGAAAAAGGAGUUUAUCAAUUACUAUAUUCCUCAUGAAGAGCCAAGUAUUAAAGAAACUGAGUACUUCCCAACCCUCGGAGGUGGCCCAGUAGAAGAGCCAAAGGAAACUGAGUCUCAGCAAAAACACAAUGAAUUUUUACAGGAGCACGAAGUAUUUAAACAGUAUAUUGGAUUGCUACCUAGAGAUUUGUGGUUUGUUCCAAAUGAAAUGAUUGAUGCUGCUGGAUAUCCAAUCAUGGCUAACCUUCCAGAUUUGUAUAUUUAUAUGUGGAAUACAUACAACAUGUUCUUCAACCCAGACGGUACUUGGAAUACGCUAACUACAAAUGCAGAGACUGUUCGUUCAACAUUGGGAGCAUUAUGGACUCACGCUGAGUGGAGAGAUAGAGUUCUUGAAGAAGAGCAAAUAGCAAUGGAGAAAUAUGAAAGGGAAUUAGCUGAGUGGGAAAGAGAGAAUGCUGAUUAUUAUGACGAUGAUGAUGGCAUGGGUCUCGACGAUAACUUCCAGCAAAAGAAAAAGAACAAAAAGGGCAAGAAAACCAGAAAGAAGAAGCCAAUGCCUCCUCCAAAGCCAAAAGGUCUCGAAGACUAUAAGAGAUUCCAAAGAGACAAAGAUGACCCUGUCAUUGCUAAGCCCAAGACUGGUUUCAAAGAGCCUGGAGAAAUCGCUCUCGAGAAGCCUCUUGUAGAAGUUGACGAAAGCAGAGUUCCUUCUAGUUUGGUCUUCAUCGGUCACGUUGAUGUCGGAAAGAGUACCAUCUGUGGUAACCUCAUGCUUAUGUCCGGAAUGAUCGAUCAGAGAACCGUCGAAAACUACAAGCAGGAAGCCAAAGAAAAGAACAGAGAUUCAUGGUGGCUUGCCUAUGUCAUGGACAUCAGUGACGACGAGAAGUCAAAAGGAAAGACUGUCGAAGUCGGAAGAGCUUCAUUAGAAACUCCAGGCAGAAGAUACACAAUCUUCGAUGCUCCUGGUCACAAGAACUACGUUCCAGACAUGAUCAUGGGUGCAGCCAUGUCUGACUUGGCUGCUCUGGUUAUCUCAGCCAGAAAAGGAGAGUAUGAGUCUGGUUUCGAAAGAGAUGGACAAACCAGAGAACAUGCUCAGCUCGCCAGAAGUCUCGGAGUCGACAGACUGAUUGUCAUCGUCAACAAAAUGGAUGAGAGUUCAGUAGAGUGGUCUGAAGAGCGGUACCAAGAAAUUGUCAGUGGAAUCACUCCAUUCCUCACCGAAAGCUGUGGAUUUGAACCAGAAAACCUCACUUUCAUCCCAAUCAGUGGACUCACUGGAGAGAACAUCGACAAGAUUUCAGACAAGUCGCCUUGGUACACAGGACCCACUCUGCUGGAGUGCCUGGACUCAGUGGAGCUACCGGAGAAAGACCCACAAGGCCCUAUCAGAGUCCCCGUCAUUGACAAAAUGAAAGAUAGAGGUAUUGUCGCAUUCGGUAAGGUCGAAAGCGGAACCAUCGAAAUUGGAACCAGACUCACAGUGAUGCCAAAUGACAGACACUGCCAGGUCACUGGAAUCCUCAACUGCAAGCAGGAGUUCGUCAAGUACGCGGCCGCCGGAGAGAACGUGCAAAUCAAAGUGCGGAUGAUCGACGACGAGAACCUCAUCAACAGAGGAGACGUGCUGUGUCCCUUCGACGCUCCCUCUCCAAUCACCGAAUUAUUCGAAGCAGAGCUUCAGGUUCUUGAGCUCUUGCCUCACAGGCAGAUCCUUACUCCGGGAUAUAAAUCCAUGAUGCAUUUGCACACGAUCGGAGACGAAAUCGUGGUCAAGUCAUUGAAAGGAAUCUACGAACAAGAUGGUUCGGGAAAGGAAUACCUUAACAGAAAGGCUAAGUACGCGAAGUCUGGCUCCAAGUGUUUGGUCACAAUCACGACCAGAAUCCCUGUCUCACUUGAGAAGUACGAGUUCAUCGAGCACAUGGGCAGGUUCACUCUCAGAGACGAAGGCAAGACCAUUGCAAUUGGUAAAGUUCUUAGAUAUAAGCCAACAGUACUGGCCAGUGCAGAAGGAGCGAAUCCGCUAGAAGAGGCCAAGGAUGCGAGAGGUAGCGGUGCCGAAGCUGAAGACUCCAAAGAAAAUCAAUAAGCGUGAGGAGAAAUUUUGUCAAGAAAUCUCCCGCGAACGGCAUUGCGUCUCAGUAAGAAUGAAGGUUGAUUUCAAGACAAGAGCAUAA
Messenger RNA from Moneuplotes crassus, 2417 nucleotides. The record is from the annotation of a GenBank genome assembly. NCBI's taxonomy places the organism in Eukaryota, Ciliophora, Spirotrichea, Euplotida, Euplotidae.